This is a messenger RNA of Filobasidium floriforme, 922 nucleotides long. RefSeq names its product DUF498-domain-containing protein. The coding region runs from base 62 to 670 and encodes 202 amino acids. Lineage: Eukaryota; Fungi; Basidiomycota; Tremellomycetes; Filobasidiales; Filobasidiaceae. The transcript is spliced from 3 exons. The record is from RefSeq and is a predicted model, not a curated record. Gene Ontology annotation, cellular component: mitochondrial inner membrane. Gene Ontology annotation, biological process: mitochondrial respiratory chain complex I assembly.
GUGCAAGUCGAGUCAUUCGGAGUAUUUAGCAACAACACAAAAGAAUCAGCCGACCACUACGAUGUCAUUCACACCCCGUCUCCUCCGCUCAGCCCGGCCUCUCCUCCGCCUACCUCCUCCUGGGACGACCACGACCCUGCUGCAACACCAUGCCCGAUCCCUCCCUCCCCUCACCCCCCAAACCCGCUCUUACGCAUCAUCCGGAGGUCUGACCAACCUCUUUGACGCAGAAAACAUGUCAGACCCUGCUCGUCCCCGACUCCAAGUCGCCAAACUCAAUCAUCAGGGCUUUCACCUCUCUGACGGCCUGAUCAUCCCCGGCGGGGUCAUCUUCCUGGACGAUCGUGCUUUUCUCUGGGACGUGGACCCGGUCGCUGUGGAAAAGGUCAGUGGAAGACCGGUCUGGAGAGAAUGGGGUGUCGAGAGGUUUAAGGUGUUCGAGACCGUCUUGCCCAGGCCUGAAAUCCUCCUCUUAGGAACAGGAUCGACCGUCCUCCCGCCUCCACCAGAACUCCGAUCGUACAUCUCUUCCCUAGGCAUCCAGUUGGACGUCAUGGACUCCCGAAACGCAUGUUCGACCUUCAACCUCUUAGCUGAAGAAGGACGGACGAUGGCGGCCGCGUUGAUGCCUCUCCGACCGAUCGAGCCGAGGACGGGUGAACGACGAUAGGAUCGUUCGGAUCAUCGCCAUGAUCCUCUCUGGUAUUAUUGAAUCUUUGGGAUUUGCCGGCCCGCCGCCAGACAGGAAGAAAAUUAUCGAAGUGGCGAGAGGAAUCACCACCGAUCGCACGUUAACAAGAACCACGACGAACCAUGAAAGAGCGGAGGACGAACAGGCCUCCUCAAGAUCAGCAUGUAUCGAUACUGUAGCUUCUCAACACCCUUUCCUCAGUGGAACCCAUCAUUGAACACAAAAGAAAAG